This is a messenger RNA of Zingiber officinale, 1465 nucleotides long. RefSeq names its product B3 domain-containing protein REM16-like. The record is from RefSeq and is a predicted model, not a curated record. Gene Ontology annotation, molecular function: DNA binding. The transcript has 4 exons. Bases 13 to 1158 code for a protein of 381 amino acids. NCBI's taxonomy places the organism in Eukaryota, Viridiplantae, Streptophyta, Magnoliopsida, Zingiberales, Zingiberaceae.
UCCUGGAGAAACAUGGCGACAGGAUGUCAAAACUGUAGAAUGUUAGAGGAGUACCUCUACUGGGAAUGCCUGGAGGACACGAGAAAAAGUUUUUUACAGAUUCUGCGUGAUGAUUUCUCAAACAGCCUUAAGAUUCCGAGGAAGUUUGUGGUGCACUUCAAACAAUUGAAGGACAAGGAACAAGUGAUCAAACUAGUAGCACCAAGUGAUCAUACAUGGAACGUCAAAUUGAUGAGAAAUAAUCUUGAUGCAUUUCUCACAGAUGGCUGGAACAAAUUCGUAAAUGACCAUUCACUAGAAAAUGGUGAUUGUCUAGUCUUCCAUUUCACUGGUGAGGCAACAUUCAGAGUGUUGAUUUUUGAUGAGAGUGGCUGUGAGAAGGAUAGUGCUUACUUUAUUAGACACAACUAUUCUCCAAGAACUCAAAGAGGCAGAAAGGAUGAAUCUGCAGAGGUAGAACUAAUCUCUAAUGAAGAUACUGAAGGCAGCUCCUCUAGAACACAUUACAUUAGAGAUGUUCCAAAUUCCUCGAGCCAUAAACCAAUGCUUGCAACAUCCAUCAAGAAAAUGCUUGAGAGAAACAGGAGAACUGCUCCAACAAAUCAUCAGAUGGAAAGUUCAAUCAAGUACAGAAGUGAUGAUGCAGAAGAAGCAGCAGCAGAGCCUAUGAAUCUUGAGCAGCAGAAAAUCUGUGUUGCAGGGCUAAGCAAGAAAAGACCAUAUUCAAUGUCUGAUUAUUCAAACCGGAGGCCAGCAACUGCUAAAGAGAAAGAAAAAGCUCUAAGUUUGGCCAAGCGUCUCAAACCAACAAAUCCAGCUUUCAUAGCAGUGAUGAGGCACACAAAUGUUUACAAAAACUUCUUUCUGCUGCUUCCAAUUAAAUUUGCGGCUGAAAAUCUCCCUCAAUGUGAUAGAAAUGUAGUGUUGCUGGCAGAGAAUGAUGAUAUCUGGAAGUUAAACUAUCUCUGGCAUACCAAUUCAGUCAGGUUUGGAGGAGGAUGGAAGAAAUUUGCAGAGGGCAAUGAGUUAGAAGUGGAUGAUGUGUGUCAUUUUGAGCUCAUUGAUAAUGUGAACUUAGUGUUCAAGGUUAGUAUCUUCCGAGCAGUGCCAAAGGUGAUGGAGCAAGAAGCUGAUGUCUCAAUAUCUGGGAGGAAAUAGAGAAGGCAGAAUGGUCAACCCUGCUAGUUUUAGUGUUGAAACUGUUAGGCUAAAGUCAUUAGUUGCUAAUUCCCUACUAAUUUUACAAGACAUUGCCGUAACUCUAAUCAUGCCACUCUUGUGGUGGUUAAGUUGGUUAAACUGUAGACUAAACCAUACUGUGCUAUUGUAGUGUUUUGCUCUCUUUGGUUGUGUUUUUUUUAUCAUCAUUUCUUCGGUCAAAUCUUAUUUCAUCACUUUGCUAAAUUUUAAUGAGACAUUGGCGCAGCUCAAAUCAUGCCAAAGGUAUUAUUCAAUUCUCCUUUUA